UACCGAGGCAAGAAACCCACAUGGAGAGCGGUACUCAACGCCCUAACCGAACUCCAACUGGACGGGUUCAAGGACGGUUUAAACAAAAUUCAAGUGGUCAAUACAUGUGCCGCGUUGGGAUUGGCGACCGAUGCAGAGAAGGAGGACCUGAUCCCAUGGCUGCUGCAAAGUGAUAAGGGCGCGUGGAAAGGCCUACAGGAGAUGGGAUUUUCCAAGCACCCUUCCGGAAACGCUGGUCAUUACAGAGUUGCCGCCUUUAUUUGCGUAUACAACCACCUUUCGGACGCUUUGACAGAAGAUCAAAAGUCAUCCCUCAAAUUCUCUACAUCCUUCCUCGAGCACCUAUUGUGCAAGCAACAUAGAUGG
Desarmillaria tabescens is the source of this 366-nucleotide messenger RNA. RefSeq lists its product as uncharacterized. The record is from RefSeq and is a predicted model, not a curated record. The annotation marks the transcript as partial. Lineage: Eukaryota; Fungi; Basidiomycota; Agaricomycetes; Agaricales; Physalacriaceae. The transcript has a single exon.